AUGGAUUUUAAUCAAUUAGUUGAUCACUAAUAUUCUGAUGUUGGUUGUGGAGUUUCCAAAAUUACAGAUACAAUGAUUGCUUGGUAAUAAAGCGAUCAACAAUAUAUUCUUUUUUUUGAAUUAUAAAAAGACAUUUAUGUCUAGAAAAAUUAUUUGAAAUUGGAAUACUAGAAAUGUAAAAUCAAGACUUAAUUAUUCUUAUUCCCAACCUUAUACAAUAAUGAAAAAAAAAGUCAUAAUUAAAAAGUUCAACAGCAAAAUCUAUUUUAUUCUUUUAGAUAAAUCAAAUAAAUAAUUUAAAGUUGA
Messenger RNA from Paramecium pentaurelia, 306 nucleotides. The record is from the annotation of a GenBank genome assembly. Lineage: Eukaryota; Ciliophora; Oligohymenophorea; Peniculida; Parameciidae.